AUGGCACUUCAAAAAUUAUAUGCUCGUUUUUACCCACCAGCAUUAUAUGCUGAAGUGCUUGAUAGCAAUGGAAGAUUGACAAAACGCAAUUUAAAUAUCCCAGAACUCACUCUAUUAACAGAUAUUCCUGCAUUAGCUGUUGAAAUCAUGACUCAUAAUGAUGAUUUUAAUUCCCAUAACGAACCACAGAUCAAAAAAGCUUUGAAAGAACUUACAGCUGCUCAAUUUCUCGAAUAUAGUAAUUAUAGCAAUCCAAAAACUUUCAAAACACACGUUAUGCCUAUAAUCGGAUCAAAGUUUAAUAAAGACGGACAGAUAUUUAUGACAUAUUCUUAUGAUAGAUCAGCAAAAAUCUGGGAUUCAGAAAAAGGACAAAUGAUUUGCGCUUUAAACGGCCAUACAAACGCAGUUUCCGAUUGUUGCUUUAAUAAUCCAGUAGGAGAUCUCGCAGCAACAUCAUCUUACGAUCGAACUUGUCGAAUUUGGGAUCUUCAAAAUGCAAAGUGUAUUUAUUUACUCACAGGCCAUACAAAAGAAGUUAUUACAAUCAAAUUUGAUCCGACUUCCAAAUACGUCAUGUCAGGAUCCUUUGAUUCUUCCUGUAUUUUGUAUGAUGUCGAAACAGGAGCUACUAUUCAUACAUUUGAUGAGCAUGCCGGCGAAAUACAGUGCCUAGAAUUUUGUAAUACAGAGCCAUUAUUCAUUUCUGGCUCUGCAGAUAACACUGCAAGAUUAUGGGACAUCAGAUCCGGAGAAUGCGUUUUUACUUUACGUGGACACAAAGCAGAGAUAUCAAAUGUGCACUUUGAUAUACAAGGAAAGCAUAUCUUCACAAGUUCUCUUGAUUCAAGUAUGAGAGUUUGGGAUAUCAGACAAUCGUUGGCUCAAUACAUAAUGAAAGGUCAUGAAGGCCCUAUAAUUGAUACAAACGUUUCGGUUGAUGGUAAAAAAGUUGCAACUGCAUCAAGUGACAAAACUGCAAAGAUUUGGAAUGUUGAAACAGGCGAACUAAUAGGAACAUGUGUAGGACAUGCAGCAGAAGUAGGAAAUGUAAGAUUUACUCCUCAAGGAUUCAAAUUAAUUACAACAAGUGAUGAUACAACGGCAAGAGUAUGGAACGCAGAGACAUGUGAGCUAGAAGAGUUAUUAAGAUCUCAUACUGAUAUCAUUUUAACUCUGGAUAUGAAUUAUAUGGGUGAUAAGAUUUUAACAACGUCAAAAGACAAUACAGUGAAGAUUUGGAACGCAAAAGAGAAGAAGCAAAGACAUGAAAAUAUAUUAGCUGCUUAA
Molecule: messenger RNA, 1290 nt
Organism: Trichomonas vaginalis G3
Lineage: Eukaryota; Parabasalia; Trichomonadida; Trichomonadidae
Product: U4 snRNA binding
Exons: 1
Coding region: 1-1290 (429 amino acids)
Molecular function (GO): protein binding
Source: RefSeq, a predicted model, not a curated record